AGACCACACUCGGACCUAUAAAAGGGCUACAUCUAGACGAUGAUUGUACAGUCUCAAGACAUUCUUACAAACAACCACACAAUUAAACAAACAAGAUGUUCAAGCUGACAAUCCUGCUCGCUUUCAUCGCUUACACCCAAGCUGGUAUCAUCGCGCCGGUCGUGCACCCAGUCGUGACCCACCCCGUGGUGCACUCGGUCCACUCAGUGCACCCAGUCGUGCACCCAGUGGUGCACCAUGCACCCAUCGUCCACGCCCCGGUGGUUCACGCUGCGCCCAUCGUACCCAUCGUGAAGCACGCACCAAUCAUAGCCGUACAUCAUUAAUCUUACAGAGAUGCAUUUAAAUAAAUAUUUAUAUUUAUAACA
This is a messenger RNA of Papilio polytes (common Mormon), 368 nucleotides long. RefSeq lists its product as uncharacterized. Bases 96 to 326 code for a protein of 76 amino acids. NCBI's taxonomy places the organism in Eukaryota, Metazoa, Arthropoda, Insecta, Lepidoptera, Papilionidae. The record is from RefSeq and is a predicted model, not a curated record. The transcript has 2 exons.